AUGACGACGACGACUCAUCCCUUACAGAGCCAGGACUCCUCGGGCAUAGACGAAGCCACCUUCCAAACGAUCCGCUUUGUGUUCAGCGUGAUUCUCUUCCCAGCCGUGGGCGUCAUAGGCACUGUGUCCAAUUUCUUCGCCAUCGUGGUUUUGGCAAAGCAGGGCUUGACACAUUCCAGCAAUGUGUCCAUGUUCAACAUGGCGAUAGCGGAGUUCCUAGUCUCAGCUCUCGUGCUCUGUGUCUACACCGACGGCCUUAUUGGUGACUUCAACUCCCCGGCAGUGAGAGCCUUCUUGAAGAUCCGUGACGAGAUCAUCUACCCUAUCCGCGCCGUGACGCGCAGUGUGUCCUCGCUGUGUGUGCCUCUCAUGACCAUAGAACGAUUCGUCGCCAUCUGCUUUCCCUUCGCCGCCUCCGGAGUCUUCUCCAAGCGUAAGACCAUCAUCUUCCACCUGUGCCUGUGGCUGGUCGUGGUGCUGUACAUGUUACCCAGCAGCGUUCUGGACGUCUUCGAGUAUGAACGAAAGGAGACGAUACCGUACGCCACGACCACCUGUCUCAGUGUCGCUAUCGGAGUCCGCCUCAGAAGGACGGUCAUCUGGAGAAAGAAGCAGCAGCAGCAGUCCUUCUUCAACGCCAUCAACAGAAACUCGGGGCGGGUCACCAAGAUCAUUCUCGUCCUCGCCGUGUUCUUCAUCAUCAGCCAACUGCCCUACAACUACCUGUGUGCUGUCUGUUUUGUGGACAAGACCUACUGCCUGCACACGAAGUCCAGGGCGUUCAUGGUGAAUAGAUACUGGAUCUCCUUCGUGGGCAGUCUCAACUACACCACCACCUUCUACGUCUACCUUGCCUUCAACGAGAGGUUCAGGAAGAUUUUCAUCGACACUUUCUUCCGGUGUUGUAACGGCUCUCGUGGGAUUGUUGUUAGUAAAACAUGA
Molecule: messenger RNA, 942 nt
Organism: Aplysia californica (California sea hare)
Lineage: Eukaryota; Metazoa; Mollusca; Gastropoda; Aplysiida; Aplysiidae
Product: kappa-type opioid receptor-like
Exons: 3
Coding region: 1-942 (313 amino acids)
Biological process (GO): G protein-coupled receptor signaling pathway
Cellular component (GO): plasma membrane
Molecular function (GO): G protein-coupled receptor activity
Source: RefSeq, a predicted model, not a curated record